Messenger RNA from Aspergillus terreus NIH2624, 1251 nucleotides. Its product is annotated as GATA-like domain-containing protein. The record is from RefSeq and is a predicted model, not a curated record. The transcript has 4 exons. The coding region runs from base 1 to 1251 and encodes 416 amino acids. NCBI's taxonomy places the organism in Eukaryota, Fungi, Ascomycota, Eurotiomycetes, Eurotiales, Aspergillaceae.
AUGGAAGAUCUUCCCAAGGGUCUCUUGGCGACUGCAACUCAGGUGUCCUCGGAGCUGGAUUCCUUGGACGUCAUUGACCUGGCGCAAAUCAUCCAACUCUGGAAGAUUUACAACGCCAACCCUUCCGUGCAUGAAGGCCACACUGGCCAUCGGCUCGAGAACUUCUUCUGGCGCACUUGGAGCAGUGAGCAACUGCGCGGUUCCAUAGGAGGUUCCAGACUCGCCAGCUUGUUCAUGCGCAUCUCGGAGCCCACUCCGUUCUCCAUGCAGCAAUUCAAGGAAGGUCAGAGUAUCACCCGCAAGCCAGAUAACCCUCCCACUCCGGUUCCCCCGCCGCUGUUCACCGCAGCUACUCAGAAUCGUCCUACUCCGAAGAAAUCGCAUUAUGUCGCGCCGAAAACCAGGAACAUCAAGCGUCGGCCGGUGGUGAUGCGCCGCAAGUCGUCGCAAAACUCCGCCGCAAGCACCCGCAACCACAGUCCUCAGCUCUCACCGUUGACAGCAGAGUCGCCUCCCCCUUUUCAGGGACAAACUAGUGUGUUCGAAGAACCUGUUGAAGAAACUCUCAUACCCACGCCAGAACCUGCACCUGCCGAAGUCCUGAUACCGGCGAUAUCCACAGCUGCGGAAAUCAACCCUCCCGUCGAAGCGGACGAUGACCUGGACAACAAACCAAUCCAGCUCCCACCAGCCUUUCUCUCUGAGCUCAAAACUAUUCUCCGUAAAAAAAAAUCCUCGCCACCACACAGCGCCAAAUCCACACCCUCAAAAUGGGGCUUCGUUACCACCGACGACUGGACCCAUUACGACGUGCGCUACGUAUGUCCCGAGAACUAUGAGCAGCCGUCAGCACAGUCCCUCAUCGACAAGGGCUUCCGCUCGCGCUUCUCCGAGCGUCUUCACCAGGAGCAGGAGUUCUACUCGUCUUCGCUGGCCGCUGCCAACGCCGCCGGCAUGAAUCUCGCAGAGUAUCUUGAGGCAACGUCGGCUGGGAGCAGUCGCACGGCGGACGCUGCGCCCUCGCCCUUGAAAACGGAGUCUCAUAUUGCGGAGGUGGAGACUUCCACCACGGCGACGAGCGUGCCUAUCAUGACGCCCUCGCGCAUCGACAGCUCGUCCCCGUGCUCGCGGCGGGCCAGCGUGUUGCCGUUAACGCCGUUUUCUCUCUCACGAGGCCGCAGUCAGCUCAGUCUUCUCAUCGAGGAGAGUCGGAAGAAGGACGAAAAGGACUUGGAUACCGAAGAAAAGUAG